Tuber melanosporum (Perigord truffle) is the source of this 1529-nucleotide messenger RNA. RefSeq lists its product as uncharacterized. Bases 65 to 1267 code for a protein of 400 amino acids. The record is from RefSeq and is a predicted model, not a curated record. Gene Ontology annotation, cellular component: membrane. NCBI's taxonomy places the organism in Eukaryota, Fungi, Ascomycota, Pezizomycetes, Pezizales, Tuberaceae. The transcript is spliced from 5 exons.
CUCCGACAAUUGAGGCUUCCCCUUGAUCUUCACCACCCCGCCAUUCCGUAAAAUUCAUCUGAAGAUGUCUUCUGCAAUAUUUCGCUCGUCUUCUCCAUUGGUUCAAAUUAUCGCCCGACAGCCAUCGACGGCUAUCGCCUACCGAUCCAUUUCCAUCCUAACCCGACCUCUCACCCCCGGUUCUUUGCAAACCACGCAAGUCUUAGGGCAGAAGAAAAACAUAUCCUCCUCAACUGCCACACUAGCUCCACCUCAAAAUCAACCAAUAUUUAGUGCACCUCCUGGUCACGGUCCUUCCGGCGGAUUUUUUAGGAAGGAAAGUCUUCCCGCUAACACUAUUAUUCGGUUUGUCCCACAGCAGACAGCAUGGAUUGUAGAACGAAUGGGGAAGUUUCAUCGGAUUCUCGACCCUGGGCUGGCCAUAUUGUGGCCAAUUAUUGACAAAAUCAAGUACGUCAAGAGCUUGAAGGAAGCUGCUAUCGAGAUCCCGAGCCAAAGCGCUAUUACCGCCGAUAACGUCACACUAGAGAUGGAUGGUGUGUUAUACAUUCGAGUAUUCGACGCCUACAAAGCUAGCUAUGGUGUUGAAGAUGCCGAAUUUGCUAUUUCACAACUUGCACAGACAACUAUGCGUUCAGAAAUCGGUCAGCUUACUCUUGACCACGUCCUUAAGGAGCGUGCUGCCUUAAACAUUAACAUUACCCACGCUAUCAAUGAAGCAUCUGCCGAGUGGGGUCUUGUAUGCCUUCGUUAUGAGAUCAGGGAUAUUCAUGCCCCAAACCCUGUUCUCCAGGCAAUGCAUCGCAUGGUAUCGGCAGAGCGAAGCAAACGUGCCGAAAUUCUCGAAUCAGAAGGUCAACGUCAGUCCGCUAUCAACGUAGCCGAGGGGAAGAAACAAUCCGUCAUCUUAGCCUCUGAAGCCAAAAAAGCUGAGCAAAUAAAUUUCGCAGCUGGAGAAGCUCAAGCGAUCCUUAUGAAAGCCGACGCCACAGCCCGCGGUAUUGAAGCUGUUGCUAAAGCUAUCAGGGAGAACAAGGAAGCUGCGCAGGGGGCUGUUAGUCUGAGCGUUGCUGAGAAAUAUGUGGAAGCAUUUGGUCAACUUGCAAAGCAGAGCAAUACAGUUGUUGUGCCAGCUCAGCUCGGAGAUCUCGGUGGUAUGAUCGCCGGAGCUAUGGGAAUUUAUGGUAAGGUGGCUGAGACUCAAGCGAGUCAACAGAAAAUGCUUGGGGCGCAGCUAGAGGGAGUAAAGGCCGGUCGUGGGAAUUAGGUCGGCUCUUAGGGAGUUCACGUUGGAAAGGAGGUCUUGGAUGCUUUCGAUAUAUAUAGGCGUUGAUCCUCCGGUGGGAUAGUAGGCGAUGGGCGAUUUGGGGUGCGUAGGCACCGAGCUGGUUUUACUAAUUUGGCUCCUCUCUUUAUUUGUUCGGGCUUGCAUGAGAUCUCUGCUCUUUCUGAUACGGAAUCAAGUCCCUUUAAUGCAUUAAAUAGAUGGAUGAUGAAGGUGGUAAUAAAAAAUAAUCCCAAUUAUGUGA